GGUUUGUCUGGUAUAUUUUUCCCCUGCACACACCUAACCUGGGUCUCCCUGGAUUUCACACUCUCUCUGCUUCCACUGACAGCGGCUCCCAAAGCUGUGGACCAGCAGGGUUACCUGGGAGCCUUUUUAAUGUACGAAUUCCCAGACUCCACUGGCAGAUUCUGAUCCAGGAAGUCUAGGAUGAGGCCUGGAAAUCUCUAUUUCUUAAAGGUCUCCCAGGUGAUUCAGAUGUACACCCAGGUUUGGAAACUGCUGCCCAGUGAAAAGACUACCUGCAGUCCCUCCCAUCUCCCAACUCUCUGCCUACCAGUACUCUCUGCCUCUGUGUCAUUUGUGAGCUCUUAAAACCCUCCACCUCCAGGCAGCCUUCCUGGAUUGAAUCCUGUCUGAUCAUGAGUUACUUACGACUCUCCUCAGCCCUUCCCACCCUUGAAAUGUGCCUAUGCAUUCCAUUCAUGCAUUAACUUGGCAUUUCCAUUCUGUCACCCUGAUAUCUGAGUCUUGGGCCCUUGCUGACUAAACAGUUUCUGUACUAGGUCUGGCCUAAUUGCCUUAUGAUUAUUUGAGGGCAAAAAGACAGUGAGUAUUGCAGGGAUGAAACACCCGUGACCUGGGCUCAAGCCUCUGUUCUGCCAGGGUGUGACCUGGUCAGCUUGCCUUCCCUCUUCGUGCCUCAGUUUCCUCAUUUGUGAAAGAGGGGUGGAUAGGUCAUGUCUUGGACCCUUCCCUUCAGGCUCUGACACUCUUUCUUCCCCUUCUGCGCUCCACAGCUGAGGAAGUAGAACUCCAGGGACACUCCUGAAACUUUGUCCUCAAUCCCUGGACCGGAGGGUCCUCCAGCUCGCCCUCCUCGUUCUCCCUUCCUGAGGGCAGCCAUGGCCCUGAGCGAUGUCGAUGUACAGAAGCAGAUUAAGCAUAUGAUGGCUUUCAUUGAACAGGAAGCCAAUGAGAAGGCGGAAGAAAUAGAUGCCAAGGCUGAGGAAGAGUUCAACAUCGAGAAAGGACGGCUCGUGCAGACCCAGCGACUGAAGAUUAUGGAGUAUUACGAGAAGAAGGAGAAGCAGAUAGAACAGCAGAAGAAAAUCCAGAUGUCCACCGUGAGGAAUCAGGCGAGGCUGAAGGUCCUGAGAGCCCGCGAUGACCUCAUCUCGGACUUGCUGAACGACGCCAGGCAGAGACUCAGCAGGAUUGUGGCGGAUCCGGCCAUCUACCAGGAGCUGCUGGAUAAAUUGCUGCUUCAAAGCCUGUUGCGACUGCUGGAGCCCCGGGUGCUGGUGCGCUGCAGGCCACAGGACGUCCUUCUGCUAGAGUCCGGCAUGCAAAGAGCCAUCCCAGAUUACAUGGCGGUCUCCCAAAAAGGUGUGGAAGUCCACGUAGACCAAGAGGUGUCCCUGCCUGCAAACUCAGCUGGAGGCCUGGAGGUCUACAGCGGCAAUCAGAAAAUCAAGGUCUCCAACACCCUGGAGAGUCGGCUGGAUCUCUUAGCCCAGCAAAGGAUGCCAGAAAUACGAAAGGCCUUGUUUGGAGCUAAUGCUAACAGGAAGUUUUUUACAUAAGCCCCUGAGAAGUGCAGCUCACAGUGAAGUGCCAAACCAUGAAAGUAUAAGUUAUUUGGGCAAAGGAAACUAGUAGUCUCCACCACUUCUUUUAUGUCCUAAUGUUGUUCUCUCUUCCUUCACAAAACGCCCUUUGUGUAG
Messenger RNA from Loxodonta africana (African savanna elephant), 1697 nucleotides. RefSeq names its product ATPase H+ transporting V1 subunit E2 (gene ATP6V1E2). The transcript has a single exon. The record is from RefSeq and is a predicted model, not a curated record. Gene Ontology annotation, molecular function: proton-transporting ATPase activity, rotational mechanism. NCBI's taxonomy places the organism in Eukaryota, Metazoa, Chordata, Mammalia, Proboscidea, Elephantidae. Gene Ontology annotation, cellular component: proton-transporting two-sector ATPase complex, catalytic domain. Bases 876 to 1556 code for a protein of 226 amino acids. Gene Ontology annotation, biological process: proton transmembrane transport.